CUCGGGUGUGCAGAAAGGAAAAGUUAGCAAAAUAUCUAUUUUUAUCACCAAAUAAAAAUACCCUCGAUGAGUCAGGGGUUCCGGAACGCAGCAUGGGCGCAACGAACAUGUUUUCGAUUUACUCCGGACUAAACGAGGACAGUAAGCUUGCCAUACACUUCCCGGAAGGAUACCAACCAUCGUGUGCAGUGAAGUUGCGCGUCCUUGGGGAAUCUCAUAUCCUGUUGGAUGUCGAUGGCGCCCUCUUGCAUGGCGUUCUGCGAGCAACGGAGAAAGUGAUAGAUUUCAGUUACCUAGAGCGAGAUGUGGCCGAUUUCGAUACCGAGGGAAACUGGAUCUUUUGCGUGAAAUCAGCAAUUGGUACCGUGCAUCGGAGCAAGAACGGUUCCUUGCACGAGUGGACACACCUUUUUCCCGAGCGGGGAGGGUUCGUGCAGGUGUGUUGCAAUAACAACGGCAUUCUCUUGCUCGCCGGAGACGGAAGGCUGUUUGUGCAGGGCGAUUUCGGAAGUGUGUUCAACUGUGACCAACUGACAGAGGUGCACGAAGUUAAAAAGGAUUCCGUGCGCCAGCUAGCAGCUGGAAUUGAUUUUGCAAUCGUUUCUUUGCAAAAACAAACCAAAGUAUUCAACACCGUUAAAAAGGAUGCACUAUUCCAGCAGUGCGCGUUCGACGAGCGAAAGUCAUCGGUUUAUUGUGAGUGGCAAAAUGUAUUCGAGCAAUGUAAGCUUCAAACCGAAGCAAGAGAUUAUAACGAUGUCGCCAGGGCGCUCGGAGAGCUGCCAAUCUACGGCCACAUGCUGCACCAAACAGGAGUCGCUAGUUUCGGGAAGGUAAACAAAGGACAAUUGGGAACUGGCGACCACAUCAGAAGAGAUAAGAUCCAUCAGUUAGAUAUCAGCAACGUAUCAAAAAUCACCUCAUGCUGUGACUACUCGUCCGCCCUCACACUCGAUGGGCAGCUGUUCCUCUGGGGAGAUAUGAACAAAAAUCAGGCCAUCCGAUGGAAGCUCGGAAAUGCGGGUAAUACGAGCACGCCAUCGGCGUGCAAUCGCUUCAAGCAUGUACUGGAUGUGUGCAGUGGGAACUUUCAUACGUAUGUCGUAACGAACGAUUUUCGAGUGCAUGAUAUAAAAUCGGACGACGAGUGUUUGAGCUACAAAAUAGCCUCAAGCGAGCUGCAUCAGGGACAAGCGAUUGAUGAGAGCAUUCCAUUUAUUCUGGCGAGCGAUAGUAUGCUCGUAAUGAACCAUCUGCCCGUCCAGCAGGACUUUCUAAAAAUUUAUACGAAAGAACAGACCACACUACAAACGCUUCUGAAGCACAUAAAAGCUAUCAACUCCAAACACGUGAACAGAGGUGCGACCGGUGAUUCUUCGAUACCAAUUCCAACGGUUCACUUUUACCGAUCGUGUACCAAUUUGUUCUAUCUGUUGCUGCUCAGAUUGAAAUCGAUGAAAUGCUUUCUGCUUCAGCACGAUGUUAGUCGUCUUCUGUCUGUGGUGCUACACGAUGAGAUAUACCUGCUGUAUAGGAGAAUUUUGCAGAGCUUCUGUGACAACGAAUGUCUCGGGAUGAUGGCGACCAGUGAUCAAGAAAUGUUAAACAUCUACCUCGAUAACGUAUCGAACCAGAUCGAUCUGGCCGAACUGUUGAUAACGAGUGGUGGAAAACCACUGGACGAGCUUACCGAGUCCGCCCUGCUGUCGAUGAAGUCGGAAUGGUUGCGCUUCCUGAACGAGGAGGUCAGCGAAAAGAUGGGCAAUCAGACGAAGCUCACCAAAGAGUUCUGGAUGCGGGAGGAAAAUGUGCGAUGGCUGUCGCUGAAGGAACCCCACCGGCGGGUGAUCCUCGAUUCGAACGAGGUCCCUUUAAAGCUGCUGGAUGUGAACAUCUUCUCCUCCUCACCACGCUUCGUGCUGUUCAACGACGUGUUCUGCUAUCUGUCUGGCAUGCAGGUGGUACAGUAUCCGCUCAAGCUCGUUUGGAUUACGGCCGAGGUAAACGAACUGCAGCGCAGUCGAUAUAAGGAGAAACAUCGCUUCAUGAUGACGAUUGUGACGCCUGAAGAAACACUUCGCUGUCACACGCUCAAUGUGUCGGAUAAGAUGCGCUGGAUGGGUGUCCUCAAAACGCAGGUCCUGCAAUGUUUGGAUAAACAGACGAGCGACAAGCAACCGUUGAACCGGUAUGCUCGAUACAAGUUCAGCGAUCGAUACGAGCGGUACGCUGGGAUGGAGUACGAGGGAAUGUGGUUGGUGGGGCAACUAGAUGGCAUUGGGGCUUUGACUAGUUCUGAUCGGUCGUACACGGGCGAGCUUUACCAGGGUAAUAUAACGGGUUACGGCUGCAUGAAGCGAACCGUUUUUGGGAUCUCAACCAUUUACGAAGGAGAAUUUAUUAAUGGGAAGUACGAUGGAUACGGGCGGUUGAAGACGACAAGCAAUCGAUCGACACAAUACUUCCACUACCAGGGCUACUUCCGGGCGGAUAAGUAUAACGGUUUCGGGACGCUUUCGACCAGCUCGUAUCAGUACAACGGUGACUUUGUGAACGACCAAAAGGAUGGCUUCGGGGUGAUCGAGGAUAGCCUAAACGGCGUUAAGUACAUUGGCAUGUUCAUGGGCGAUAAGAAGCAUGGCAAUGGCAUCCUUGUUACGACAAACGGGACGUACUAUGCCGGGUUUUUUGCCAACGAUAUACUCACACAUUCCGCCGGUGGAUUGGCCAUUUUUCCAAGCGGCAUCUACUACAAGGGAGAACUCACGACCGACGGUCCGUUUGGGAAGGGUGUGUUUUACUACCCGGAGCGGGAGAUCGAAUCCGAGCAGUUCGAGCUGGAUGAUUCGAAUACGAAAAUGGCCGGCCACACGAUGACGGGUAUGUUCGGGGGCUCGUGGAACAGCAUCAAAAUAAACAACGCCACCAUGGCGAUGGAGCAAACGUUCAACAAAGUGCCGAUGUUGGAUCUUAAGAUCAAUGCGGAACGGAAAUGGUCCUCGAUAUUUGCCUGCUUUCAUGAGACGCUCUUCGGUACGAGUGAUAUUGUUGCCAUCAGGCGGAUGGACAUCAAACGGGUGUGGAACCGGGUGGCCAUAUUUGUGUGUCGCGCAAAGCGAAAAGAGCAGCUCAAGGCAAAUGAUUUUCAGAUCGGAUCGGGCCAGCUGGAUGACCGAUCGUCUACGCUGAUGAUGUACGAUUCCGGCUAUCCAAUACAAAACGGCUCAACAACGUCACUCCGUGCUAGCAUCUCCGACUCACGACUCUCCCUCAUCAAUGGUCCGGUGUCUCCGGUGGUGAUGGGAGUAACUGCGGAAGCGUCCGACGCCAUAUCGGUUGGGAGUGUUUCCUCCGUGACCUCACGGGAAGAAGAUGAAUUCAUGCUGAAGGUGUUGAACGACAAUGGACGGCUCGCAGCGAGACGAUACUACCCGGUUCGAGAUUUGGAUUUCAUUCCCGACUUCUGCAUCAAAACCGUAGACCGCGAGGGGCUUCACCUUCUGCGCAACUAUCUUGCCGAUGCGUUUCAGAGUGUGUACCAUCCGUUGUACGGGUUGUUUGAGAAGCUCUCCAAUUGCUUCUACUCGACGUACAGCUGCUGGAAGUACACCCCGAACUCGAUCCUCUGCGAGCCGGCCAUGAACGAAUGGAUUUCAAUCGUGAGUCGCAUCUACACGCUGGUGCUGACCGUAAUGUUCCCCGCGCUCCCAAAAGAUUCGAUUAUGAUUGAUGGGGAGCUGCUGUCAUAUCAAAGUUUGCUGUAUCCUAUCCUCAUGACGCAAGGCAUCUACUCGGCCCUGUUUGUCCUGUACGCAAGCAAGUGCAGCAAAAACGAUGAAAUCUACCGUCAACGGAUAUUAAUUUGCAUGAAAAAGACUGACGAGAACCUGAUCCAGCUUCUCGACAUCAACCGCGACCUUGUACCUAUUAUCAAACACGAAAAGUAUCAGCAAGCAAUCGAGAGUUUAAAUCGCUUCCGUGAAAAGUGUUGCCCGAGCGAAAUGAUAAAGCAUAUCAACGAUGCGUUCGCACUAGUCGAUCAAUCCUGCAAAGAACAGGAGGUACGCAUGGAUGUCGCCGCAGACAACCUGCUGGAGCUGAUCAUUUGGCUCAUCAUCAAAGCUAACCUGCCGCAGCUCGGUGCGGAAAUAAGUCUACUCGAGGACCUGAUGCAGAACGACUACGGUAUUAGCUACCGUAACACGCAGAACGACUACUGCCUGAUCACACUGAAGGCGUCCUAUCAGCAUAUAAUCAGUGACAACUUCUUCGUCAACAAAACGUUCGAAACCAAUGCCGAGGCGUAGAGGGGGCGACAGAAGUUUGUAUCCUGUUGUGAACGGGGUAUGGCCCUUUCGUUAUAAACAAAGUCGAGUCCAUUGGAUGGUAAGGAGAGUUGUUAGCGCAAUUCCAGUAGGAUAGUAGAGAUUUGUAGAGCACUAUAUUUGCAUUUGAAGCUAAAAUAUAAAUAAAAGGCUAAAAGACGUCGAACGUUUCUUUAAACAAA
Messenger RNA from Anopheles coustani, 4507 nucleotides. RefSeq names its product alsin homolog (gene Als2). The record is from RefSeq and is a predicted model, not a curated record. Bases 93 to 4307 code for a protein of 1404 amino acids. The transcript has 7 exons. NCBI's taxonomy places the organism in Eukaryota, Metazoa, Arthropoda, Insecta, Diptera, Culicidae.